AUGCCUCAAGAUCAUAUCCAAGCACCGCAAGAAGACGACGACAAGAUCAACAGAACACUACGCGAAAACCUGCCCGACAAUAUCAAUGAAGUGGAUUUGGGGAGCAAAGAACAAAAAGGCUUGUUAUCAUUCAUCGGCGANCCCCUAGGCAAAGGCGUAGAAAAAGUGCUCUCGCCGGCAGGAAGCCUGGUAGGAGGCACCGGCGACCGCAUGGCUGGGUUUACGAAACAAGAUCAACCGAAAAAAACAGAAGGGUACGAGAAAUUCGGNGGGAAGGAGCAGAGUGGGGGAAAUCCUUUGGGGCUUUGA
Aureobasidium vineae is the source of this 309-nucleotide messenger RNA. The record is from the annotation of a GenBank genome assembly. NCBI's taxonomy places the organism in Eukaryota, Fungi, Ascomycota, Dothideomycetes, Dothideales, Saccotheciaceae.